AUGGCUGACAAAUUUUGUGCAGAGGUUAUUUCAAUUUAUACAAAUGAAUCUGAUCAAAAGAUUCAAACAGAAAAAUUGUGUUGUUUACUUGAUCGAGUUCUUUCUUUAAAUAAUGUUCCAAAUGUUUCUGUUGAGUCUUCUCAAUUAAUUGAAAUUCUACAAAAACUUGUUGAGACUGUUGUAAACAAUGAAAGUACAAGUAUGGUAGUUUCUCGUCAAUUUAUUGCUGACAUUGCUGAUCGUUUAAAAUCAAUAGUUGUCCACAAUAAUGAUUUGGUUAUUAAUUUGGCAAAUGUGGUUCUCAAUCAAUUACAGGCUCGUGCUAUUGCUUACGAAGAACAAAGUAAUCAAAUUCGAAUAAUUUUGGCUGAUUCUUAUGAAAAAACUGGAAAUUUUGAACAAGCUGCUCGAACACUUGUUGCUAUUCCUUUGGAGACUGGACAACGGUCUGUUUUUAGUUUAAAAAGAAUUUUUUGUUUUUUCAGAGGAUAUCGUCCAGAUUUCAAAAUGGAACUUUACUUGCGUAUAACAGAAUUGUUUUUGGAAGCAGGGAAUAUUUUGGAGGCGGAUAGGCAUGUAAAAAGGGCUUCUUUACUUCAACAGGAUGUGAAGGAUAAUGGAGGACUUUUGUUAAGAUAUUCGGCUCUCUAUGCUCGUGUUUUCGAUCGUCAAGGGCAAUUUAUUGAAGCAGCAUCGCGUUAUUAUGAGAUUUCAAUUAAGCAAGGACUUCUUCCAUCAGAGAAAAAACAAAUACUUCAAAAUGCUUUAAUUUGUACUUUAUUGGCACCUCCCGGACUUCAACGUAACCGACUUUUAAAUACUCUUUUCAAAGAUGAACGUUGCCAGGGAUUGGCUUGUUAUCAGCUUUUGAAGAAUAUGUAUCUGGAGAGGCUUAUACAAAAUUCUGAGUUGAAAGAAUUUGAAUUAUUACUUAUGCCCCAUCAACGUUUACUCGAUUCUGAAGGUUCUUCAAUUUUACAACGAACUGUUGUAGAACACAAUUUUUUGGCUGCAUCGAGACUUUAUUCAAAUAUUUCUUUUGAUGGACUUGGACAAUUAUUGGGUGUUUCUUCUAAAAAGGCAGAAAAGAUUGCCUCUCAGAUGAUUUCAAGUGAUAAAGUUCAUGGGAAGAUUAAUCAAUUGGAUGGCACUGUUUCUUUUGAAAGUAAGGGUUUUUUGAUUAUAAAACAAUAAGGAUUUUUGAGCUAAACAGUUGGAUUGGUUCCGUAUUUUAAGCAUCACAAUGUUAGUGUCUUUAUAAGGAUUUUACUUUUGUUUCCAUUACUGUGUUUAGGUUCUAGGAUGGUGGGUGCCUGAGAUCGUCCAUUAGCUCAUUGGCACCUUUUGUUAUACAUUCAAUCUUUAGGUUAUUUUUCUGGCUUCAUUUUUAUUGGGCCAAACCGAACGAGUCUUUACAGGC
Meloidogyne enterolobii is the source of this 1420-nucleotide messenger RNA. The record is from the annotation of a GenBank genome assembly. NCBI's taxonomy places the organism in Eukaryota, Metazoa, Nematoda, Chromadorea, Rhabditida, Meloidogynidae.